UCUUGUUUUCAUCGUGGAAGCGGGAGGCAGCAACGUAGCUAAUAAUCUAGAUAGCCUGAAGUUUUUAUAUUAUUCUAUUAUUUCGUAGAUUUUUAUUUGUAAACUAUUUCAAAUGGAUAUCGAGGGUGGUACAUAUGAACCAGGAUUCGUUGGGAUCCGAUUUUGUCAAGAAUGCAACAACAUGUUGUAUCCCAAAGAAGACAAGGAGAAUCGCAUCCUGCUCUAUGCAUGCAGGAACUGUGACUAUCAACAAGAAGCAGACAACAGCUGCAUCUAUGUCAACAAGAUCACCCACGAAGUUGAUGAGCUGACACAGAUCAUUGCAGAUGUGUCCCAGGAUCCAACGCUACCCCGGACAGAGGAUCACCCCUGCCCAAAGUGCGGCCACAAGGAAGCAGUGUUUUUCCAGUCCCACAGUAUGAAGGCUGAGGAUGCCAUGAGGCUGUACUAUGUCUGCACGGCCCCUCACUGUGGACACCGCUGGACGGAGUGAGGAGGAGGAGAAGGAAGAGGAGGUCUGAUGUAUGCAUCCACAGUCUCUGCUGUCACCCAACAGGCCACAAUGUCUCUCUGGGGUUCACUGUGGCUUAAAUCAGAAUGACUGAUGGCUGAUUCAGAGGGGUUGGGUUAAAUGCGGAAGACACAUUUCAGUUGAAUGCAUUCAGUUGUACAAUUGAAUACGUAUCCCCCUUUUCCUUAUGUGGGUCUAAAAUACCCUGCCAAAUCGAAAACUUUAUUUAACAGGAAUACUAACUUUUUGUGUUCGUUCUUCAA
Molecule: messenger RNA, 774 nt
Organism: Coregonus clupeaformis (lake whitefish)
Lineage: Eukaryota; Metazoa; Chordata; Actinopteri; Salmoniformes; Salmonidae
Product: DNA-directed RNA polymerase II subunit RPB9
Exons: 6
Coding region: 113-493 (126 amino acids)
Biological process (GO): transcription-coupled nucleotide-excision repair; maintenance of transcriptional fidelity during transcription elongation by RNA polymerase II; DNA-templated transcription
Cellular component (GO): RNA polymerase II, core complex
Molecular function (GO): DNA-directed RNA polymerase activity; zinc ion binding; nucleic acid binding
Source: RefSeq, a predicted model, not a curated record